Molecule: messenger RNA, 1101 nt
Organism: Eimeria mitis
Lineage: Eukaryota; Apicomplexa; Conoidasida; Eucoccidiorida; Eimeriidae
Product: receptor for activated C kinase, RACK protein, putative
Biological process (GO): positive regulation of protein phosphorylation; rescue of stalled cytosolic ribosome
Cellular component (GO): nucleus; cytosol
Molecular function (GO): translation regulator activity; protein kinase C binding; ribosome binding
Source: RefSeq, a predicted model, not a curated record
AUGAGCGUUUCAGAGGACUCCCCCCUCGUCUUCAAGGGCGUCCUUGAGGGCCACACCGACUGGGUGACGGCCAUCUCUACGCCCACCGUCAGGAGCAACACGAUCAUAUCUUCUUCUCGAGACAAGAAGAUUAUCGUCUGGAAUCUGAACGAUUCUCCUGAUGCUGAGAGCGUUGGCUAUGCUCGUCGGGCACUGACUGGACACUCCCAGUGCGUGCAGGAUGUGGUGAUUUCAAGUGACUCAAACUUUGCCCUCUCCGGCUCCUGGGACAAGACCCUGCGCCUCUGGGACUUGAACGUAGGAGAGACCGUCCGCACCUUCCAGAAGCACACAUCCGACGUCAACUCUGUCGCCUUCAGCGCAGACAACAGGCAGAUCGUUUCGGGUUCUCGCGACAGAACCGUCCGUCUGUGGAACACGCUGGCAGACUGCAAGUACACCAUUGAGGAAGGCCAGCACACUGAUUGGGUCUCAUGCGUCAGAUUCUCUCCAUCGCCCAAGGAGCCUCUUAUCGUUUCUUGUGGUUGGGAUAAGGGGUCUCAUGCGUCAGAUUCUCUCCAUCGCCCAAGGAGCCUCUUAUCGUUUCUUGUGGUUGGGAUAAGCUCGUCAAGGUUGGUCUCAUUUGCAUUUGCGCGAUCGAUUCCGGUGCCCAGCAUAUCCUCUCUGUUGGAUGUCAUGGACAUGCAUGUUUGGAGUUUGACGAGUUGCAAGCUCAUGACCAACCUUGUAGGCCACACCUCAGUUCUGUACACAGUAACGGUUUCCCCUGAUGGCUCGCUGUGCGCGUCCGGCGGGAAGGACGGAGUUGCCAUGCUCUGGGACGUAAGCGAGGGCAAGCAUUUGUACUCAUUGGAUGCGAGCUGCACCAUCAACAGCCUCUGCUUCUCUCCUUGCAACUACUGGCUGUGCGCUGCAACAGACAAAUCCGUCAAGAUCUGGGACCUCGAGAACAAGAAUGUGCUGGAUGACAUUCACCCAGACGAACCAAUCAAGAGUGGGAUUCCAUGGUGCACUUCUCUCAACUGGUCUUAUGAUGGCCACACUCUGUUCGUUGGAACGACAAGUGGCAGUAUCUACGUAUACGAGAUCGCAGAAGAGUAA